CUUUAACCAUUUUCAUCAUCAUGUCGAUCAACGAUCAAAACAUGCCGAUGACUCAGAAGCUCUACGAGUCAGCUCCUUCGUCUCGUCAAGUGGCCAAGUUCUUGACCGCCUCCACAUUGGGUGCAACACUGCUAUUCUUGUCCGGGUUAACCUUGACCGGUACGGUGAUUGCCUUGAUCAUUGCGACGCCGUUAAUCGUUAUCUUCAGCCCUGCUCUCGUCCCGGCGGGGAUAACGAUAUUCUUGGUCAUAAGUGGCUUCUUGUUUUCCGGUGGGUGUGCGGUGGCGGCGAUAACGGCGUUAUCGUGGAUGUACUAUUACGUGCAAGGGAAACAUCCGUUGGGAGCUGAUCAACUUGAUUACGCGAGGAAUAAGCUUGCGAGUACUGCUAGAGAUAUGACUGAGAAAGCUAAGGAAUAUGGACAGUACGUGCAGCAUAACGCUCAAGAGGUUACACAUGGCCAAGGAUAUCAGAGUUACUAAAAAGUGUGGGAUUUUAGGGUUUAAGAAUCUUUGUUGGGUUGACGUCUUGUGUUUUAUUUUGUUGGUUUUGGUACAUUAUGCUUUUGUAAUUUGGGCUGCAGGGUUCUCUUUGUAGCUUAGAAUCUCUCGUUUUUUUUAAUAAGAAUUCCCUUUCGGUCAA
Molecule: messenger RNA, 642 nt
Organism: Hibiscus syriacus
Lineage: Eukaryota; Viridiplantae; Streptophyta; Magnoliopsida; Malvales; Malvaceae
Product: oleosin G-like
Exons: 2
Coding region: 21-482 (153 amino acids)
Biological process (GO): lipid storage
Cellular component (GO): membrane; monolayer-surrounded lipid storage body
Source: RefSeq, a predicted model, not a curated record